Molecule: messenger RNA, 1018 nt
Organism: Episyrphus balteatus (marmalade hoverfly)
Lineage: Eukaryota; Metazoa; Arthropoda; Insecta; Diptera; Syrphidae
Product: glucose dehydrogenase [FAD, quinone]-like
Exons: 2
Coding region: 192-542 (116 amino acids)
Molecular function (GO): flavin adenine dinucleotide binding; oxidoreductase activity
Source: RefSeq, a predicted model, not a curated record
UUCCUGUUUUGAGCAGCUGUAAAAUAAAAUAAUUACAACAUUUCCAGAACGAACGUACUUUUUCCACCAGAAGUGGAAACAAUUUACUUUAACUUAAGAUUGAGAAUAUGGCAUCUUUGUUCAAGUCUGCGUUCUGAGGUUCCAUUAUGUACAGAUUUGGAAGCUAUCUUUUUUUAGCAGUUGCACUAUGAAUGCACUUUUUUUCGACCAAUGUAAUGGAGGAUAUUAUAAAAAUGGGUGAAGAAGCUCUUAAAAAGCAGAAGCUAGAACCAGUUAAUAUCCCAGGACAAAAUGAAACUUUUGAUUUCAUGAUUAUUGGAUCUGGAACAGCAGGAAGUGUCUUAGCAAAUAGACUCUCUGAAAAUCCACUUUGGAACGUUUUGUUGGUCGAAUCUGGUGGUACUGAAACUAUUGUGAAUGAAAUUCCAGUAUUGGCAGGUUUCUUACAGUUGACAGAAGCUAACUGGAAAUAUCAGUCAACACCUCAGAAAAAUGCUUGUCUUGGAGUGAAUGAAAACAAGAUGUUUCCUUCCAAGUGGUAAGGGACUCGGUGGUUCAAGUGCAAUCAAUUUCAUGAUCCACAGUCGUGGAAAUCGUAAGGACUUUGAUGAAAUAGCAGCAGCAGGAAAUAGUGAAUGGUCGUAUGAUGAAGUUCUUCCGUAUUUCUUACGAUCUGAGAGAGCAAACUUGUGGGAGUUGAAUAAUUCUCCAUAUCACAAUAACUCAGGUGAACAAAGCGUUGAACACCUUUAAUAUCGAACUGCUAUGGCUGAUUCAUUUGUUAAAGCCUGUGUGGAAUUGGGAUAUCCCGAAGUGGAUUAUAACGGGGAAUUCCAACAUGGGACUGCAUUUGUUUAAUCAAAUAAUUGUGCAAAUUUAUCUCAAUCUAUAAUACCUACGAAUUACGAUCGCUUUUCUCCAAUUAAUCUUUUUUAAUUAUAAAAUGAAUAUUUUGUUUAAGCAAUCACUAAAUUGUUCAGCAAAAUUUCAAUACAAUUUUUAUUCAAUUAUGUAUGUA